Messenger RNA from Lymnaea stagnalis (great pond snail), 11337 nucleotides. The record is from the annotation of a GenBank genome assembly. NCBI's taxonomy places the organism in Eukaryota, Metazoa, Mollusca, Gastropoda, Lymnaeidae.
CCCUGACCAUCAUCAUCACCCGAUCUGUUAGAAUGAAAGAUUGAUGAACCCCAAUUGUACCGGUAAAAAUGUACUAAACAUUAAUAUACCCCAAUACGCUUAAAUGGAGUUAACAUAUCUUAUUUUUAUUAGGUGGUUUUAUGUAGCGCAGUACCCAAGCCUAGGGCUAGGCUCACUGCUCAGUACUCAAGCCUAGGGCUAGGCUCGCUGCUCAGUACUCCAGCCUAGGUCUAGGCUCACUGCGCUUCACAUAAAAAUUUGCAAUUACAGAAACGUAUACAUUUAAAAAUAGCAAUUGAUGAAAAGCUUGACCUCACCCACCCAAGUACUAUCUACCGCUGUCUAGCCAUGGACAACACCCAGCAGCAUCGUGUGUUCUUUAUCAGUCAGAAAAGGGGGGGGGGGCGUUGAGAAUGAGUCGGUAUAGUACAGUUUGAAGAGAUGGGUCUUGAGUACUCUUGGGGGUAGUUUUUGAAGGCUGUGAUUGUCGUUAUAUUGCAGAUGUUUAAUGGGGACAGUCAGAAAAGGGGGGGGGGGGGCGUUGAGAAUGGGUCGGUAUAGUACAGUUUGAAGAGAUGGGUCUUGAGUACUCUUGGGGGUAGUUUUUGAAGGCUGUGAUUGUCGUUAUAUUGCAGAUGUUUAAUGGGGGAGAAUUCCAUUGUUUUGGGGCACAGAAAAAGAAAGAUCAUAUAUGUUUUAGUGCGUGUUCUGGGAACAGAAAGAAUACGCAUGUAUAUGGAUGCAUGUAUAUUGCCUCAAGCCUUCAAACCCCUAGUGCAUGAUUCCCUCACAAAGUUGCACUAGAAAUCAGUUAAAUUUUCUCAUCAACACCAGGAACAGAAACAUUGCAUUAGACAUUGCCUGCUUCCGACAAUUUGCUGACAACAUGUCAUCAGCUCUACAAAUAUGGAAAUGUCUAAUAAAUGUCUGUAAUUGCUGUGCGCAGUAAUCAAAAUUGAAAAAUCUGCAACUGAAACAAAGCGAAUUACCGCAUAAGAAAUUUUGCUAUCUACCCUGCGUUUUGUUUAUCGCCAGCAAAUAAGGUCAAGUUUACACAUAUAUAAAUUAACAUGGUCAAAAUCUAUUCAUUGGUGGACAUAUAUACAAAAACCAUGUAGCUGGGACUAUUCACCUUAUGACUGUUAACGAUCAGAUGAAAGAACUUUAGUACCCUCCGACGGGACAGGAUGGGGCUUAGUCAGUGGCGUAGCCAUGGUUGGUGUCACCCGGUGCGGUAAACUCACGGUGUCACCCCCCCCCCCCAACUUUUAUGAUCGAUUUUUUCUUGUUAAGUCCACAGUAUAACAAUAACAAGAACAAAACACGUAAAUCGAAGUUCAUGAGAUCAAGGAAUUUAAAAACUGUAACAACGUUGAGUUUUAGUUAUUUUUACAUUACAUUUAAUGUAUUUAAAAUUUUCCUUUCCUUGUCUUCAAAGCUGCAAACCUGUCAAUCAUUUGAUCAAAAUCAAUUUCCUUCAAUGUAUCACUUUAAAUAGAUAGCAGAGCCAUAUCAGAAAGCCUUGACGGUCCCAUGAUGGAUCAUAAAUAUUUCUUGAUGAGCCUUAGUUUUGAAAAGCUCCGCUCACAUGAAGCAAAAGACUCACAUAACGUAAGGAAAAAAUUAAAAACUUAGCGAGAGUAUUGGAAGAGAUUCUAGGAAGUCCCAAUCAGCUAUGAAUUUCAAAACAUUAAUUACUGACCUGUCCAUGACUUUGUGAAAAUUCAAUAUCAGCUGCCUUUAGAUGUCUUUUAAGCCAUGGUAUUUCUUUUGAAAGUUCAUCUUCUGAUAACUCAUCAUAGAAAGAAGUUACUUUUGGAAUGUAUACCAAUAACUCUUCUUCAAUUGCUGAUACUAGACUCUUGUGUUGAACAGCUCCAAACAUAUCUGCUACUUCCAUGAUCGCUUUGCAAGAAACAAUGUAAUAUACAGCAACCUAUGAAGGAUAUCCCUCCACAUUUUCUUUUUCCUGUCCAUCACAGCAAUACUUUCGGCAUCAGUUGUUUUAUGUAUCCUAAGUCCUGCUGCCAAUGCUUUCCGCUUUUCAAGGCAACAUAGUUGCUCUUCUGAUGCUUCAUGAAAUUGUAAUUUUGGGCUUAGUUUCCACCACUUAUCAAAGUCAGUAACAAAUUUGGAUGUUGUUUCUGUAACAUUAACAGCAAACAAUCUGCAGCACAAACAAUUCAAUUUAUGACUGAAAAGUGAAAAAAACAAACUCCAAGACCACGCAAUUUUCUCGCCAUUUUGCAUCAUCCCAUAGAUCCAUUGUUUUGUAAAAUAAAAGAGCAUUAUUGUAAAAUAAUAUAAUUUUUAACCCUAUAAAUGGGUAAAAAUUCAUUUAUAAUGUUUUUAAUUUUUACCGAUUCGUAUACUUAUAAUCGCCCUACCACACCGCCCUAUUUCUCAGAAUCUAUAUAAAUAUAGCCUCCUGUCACUUACGGACGUCACCGAACACUUCAAUUGGCGUUGAACAAUGACUGUGUUUUUCUGACCUAAAUAUAGGAUCAUCUCAUUUCUGACGCAUCAACCUUGAACUUUAAAUAAAGCACGCAUUUGGAUUGGUUACAUUUGUGAAAAAUAUAUAUGUGAUUGGUUAUUCUUUUAUGAAUCUCGGUUUUUUAGGAGCAAUCUGUGCCCUGUAAAUAUAUAAUUUUUCAUUCGGGUGUCACCCCUAAAAUGGUGUCACCGGUGCGGUCCGCACCCCCCGCACCUGCCUCGCUACGCCACUGGGCUUAGUUUCUGUUGGUCUUUUCUUUUUUUUUUUUUUUUUUUCAUAAAUUUUACCCAUGUACUGUACACAAAAUUUUUAAACCAGCAAUCAAGACAUAGGUAAAGUAUGAAAUGGUACAUGCAUGGGAUGAAAAUUUUGUACCCUCCGACGGGACAGGAUGGGGCUUGGUUUCUGUUGGUCUUUUUUUUUUUUUUUCAUAAAUUUUAGCCAUGUACUGUACACAAAAUUUUUAAACCAGCAAUCAAGACAUAGGUAAAGUAUGACAUGGUACAGGCAUGGGAUGAAAGGUUAAAGUAUGCACUUCCAUACCCAUUCAAGCACGCAGAAGAAAACUUGUGUGGCCAUUUAACAAUCUCCGUACAGGGACCUCAGAUUUUUGCGUAUUACAGCAGUACUCUAAUAAUUAAUUUUGUCACCAAUUACGUGUAAUUUUGUCUUUUAACAUGUCAUAACCCCCACCCCUUUCACCAGGGACACACCCUUCACCAGAUGGAAAAUAUAAAUUUAGCCAAUUAUGUAUGGUCACCAGAAAUGGAAUUUGCUCCCGAUUAAGAAUCAAGAGUGUUUUUAAUUUUGAUGUAUCUGAAUAAAUCACAGUAAAUUUUAAAUGUAAUUUUAUAAUACAAAAAUAAAAUCAAUACUAUAAAAAAUGUGGCUACCUUUUGCUAGGCUUACAAUUUAAAAAAUAUUUCUAGCCUACAGGCCCAAAACCAAUACUAUUCUAUCCUCCUACUGCAUAUUAUUACCAGCAAUACUAGUCAAAAGUAAUAUCAAGUAUAAGCCCUAUCAUUUAGGACAUGAUUUAAUUUCAUACAUUUAAUUUUAUUUUUUAGAAAUCUUAUACUUCUACUUACCUUUAAAAAUCUUAGCAUUGAUUUAAAAUUUAACUUAAGUAUAGGGGCUGCUCAUUCCUGCCCAAGAAAGACAAUCAGGGACUGGAACCAUCUUUCAAAAGGAACGGUUGAGGCGACAACACUAGACACAUUUGUGUCUAUUGCCUCAAGCCUUCAAACCCCUAGUGUAUGAUUUCCUCAUCAACACCAGUAACAGAAACAUUGCAAAUCCCAUCUACAUGCAUAGGAGCCAAAAUGAUCAAUAAAUUGAUCGUGGGCCCUUAAGAUUUAGAAGAAGAAGAAUAUUAAGCUUUCGAAGGGGUGAAUAAACAGUUCAGUAAGAAGUAGCCAUGCUAUAUUUUGGUUAUGGUUAAUUUUACAAUACACCUCGUGAAAUCCCUUUCAUGGGUUUUAAAUGAAGAAAGCCCGUACAUGAAGCAUUUAAUACGCGGUAUAUCUAUCAUAGUCACAUUCUUUUUUUGGUGUUUUUGUGUUGCCAUUGCACCUUUGGAGCAGACAUUUUCAACCCAAAAACAUUUUUCACACCACCUUAGCGGUCCCAGCAUCUGCUGUAAAUUGCCUCUUGAUCUUUCAUCUCCCCAUGAUAUCACCAGAGGCGGUCUCCUUUGUCGUGGCCUGUAUUAAGGCACAGAAUGCAUUCAACUAGGCCAGUGGUCGGAAAAUUGCGGCUCUUUAGCGACCUGAGUGCGACUCAGUCAGUCGACUACAAAUCGGGUUUGACUCCGAAAAACAUGGCUCUUGGCAGGUUUUUGAAAAGAAAUUUGGCGCUCAAAAAUUUUAAUCGUUAUGCUGCUGAGUUCUGGCUCUUUUGACUAAUGAGUUUGCCGACCACUGAACUGGGACAUUAUUCAUCCUGUAGUUUUGGAAAGGGAAGUAAUAGAUACAAUUAGUUCCCAUUUCUUGUUAAAACUUUUUAGAAUGCUCGAACAGUUUUUUUUUUUUUUUUAAAAUGUUGGGAGGGGGGCGGCAGGGCAUUUUUUUUUGUUCAAUCUUAAAGUUGUUUUUUUACACAGUGUUAAGGCCUCCUUAAAGCAUUCCCCCCCCCCCCCCCCCCCCAUUUUUUUUUUUUUUUUUUUAAAAUGUUGGGAGGGGGGCGGCAGGGCAUUUUUUUUUGUUCAAUCUUAAAGUUGUUUUUUUACACAGUGUUAAGGCCUCCUUAAAGCAUCCCCCCCCCACCCCCCCAACAUUUUUUGGUCAGAAUUUGGGAUAUGAAGGACAUCCUUCUGUCAUGCAGAAGUAUGUUUUAUUUAGGAUUGGGAGUGUUCACAAAAUUGACCUUUAAAAUCUUUACCUCUGCUGUAGACUCAUUUUUGUUUCUUUGAUUGUCUUCAGCUGAAGCUAGCGUUUGUGCUCCUUUGCAAUGCCCGGCUGACACCGUCUUAUCAAGGAGUUUCUGAUGCGCCAAGCAAUGCGCCCCAAUCCCUAGAGGAGACAAGAUUACAGCACGAACUCAAAGCUUCUGUUGCGACAAGCACUGCGCCCCAAACCCUUGAGGAGACAAGAUUACAACACUAUCUCAAAGCUUCUGACAAAAUGGAUUCGUCGCUACUUUUUGGUUAGAUUUAAAAUAAGAACGAUGUACAUAGUAUACAACGAUAUUACAUUAAAUCAUGAUGAAUAUUCUAUCACACAUUACCGAGACCCGAAUUCUAGCAUUUUCUUUCGAAAACUAUAUUUUGUCCUCUAUGCAUAAGUCAUUCGUUUGGGGUUAACAAGUUAGGAAGUCUUGAUCGAUUGUUUCACUUAUUAUCUUUAUAAUAAAACAGUUUCAAAACAAUUAAGUUUUCAACUAGCUUAUAGCUUUUAAUCAGAAUUAUAUAACUUACUUUUUUUUCAAAUAGUGGAGCCUCUAUGGUGAUGCAAUAUUUAACACAAUGGUCAUGAUUUUAACAUCGAGCUCCAAAAAUAAUGGUAAUGUCAUAUCUAACAUCAUAAAAAUGAUUUAAUUCCAUUCCAUACAGCAGGUGAAGCUAAACAUAGCUCUGGGGGUAAAGAGGUUGUCAUUCUAAGGAACAAAAACCGCUCAGACACACUCAAAGUUAUCGAGAACAGAUGUCCCAACCGCAAAGGGAAAGUCUGCAUCUUAGGACCGCUGGUAAAUAUUCUGAUACCCUGAUUUGCUUCUUCUAUUGUCCCACACAAGUCGUGAAGACGGUUGCAGAGAAUAGUGGUAAUUGUAGUUUGAAUCUGUACAUAAAUAAAGACAAACAAGUGCUGAUUGUAAAGGUGUCUCGGGGAAUAGAUACAAUUACCACAGUGCUUACUGUAAAGGUGCUUUGUGGAAUAGAUAAAAUCACCACAGUGCUGAUUGUAAAGGUGUCUCAGGGAAUAGAUACAAUGACCAAAGUGUUGAUUCUAAAUGUUCUAAAACUUCAGGCUCAGCUUUUGUUCUUGGAUAGAAAAUCCAUAACGCUUAAUAUUCUUAUUAUGUCGUGUCUCUUCCCUUUUUAUUUCAGACAGACUUUGUCCAGGUCAGACGUUUUAAGUCGUUGGUACCAGAGGACAAAGGUAAACAAUUGAUAGCAAUUUAUUCAAAUGACUUGACGAAGAGACGAUUCCAGAACUUCAAAUGUCAUAGUCACGUAUUUACGAGAGACAAACAAAACCAAAAAAAACCGCUGGUCACAAAAGUAUUAUUAUAAGUUAAACAUAAAAAUGUGGGACGAUUAAAUUUUAAUUUUAGUUUACAAAACCUUAAGGAGGCUAUUCGGGGCUGGUGCAAAACUGUUUUGCCAUAAGGACAAUACAAAAAUAAAUCCAGCAAACUUCAAUUUUUAAGACGAUUUGCUCAAUCAAAGCAAAGAAAUUGAAACUGCUAAAUCUGUUGCAAUUUUCAUUUAAGUUCAGGUGAUCAAUAAUGUAUUUUAAAACAAAAAAAUGAAAUUCGGAAGUAGAGAAAGGAUCAUAGAUUCAAUCUUGAAUGACGCAUGAAGUAGCUCAAUUGUAUAAUCUACAACCGUGAAUGACUUUAAAGGGGUCAGUCUAUGUUCCUCUUAGAUCAGUAUUACGCCCCUCCAAGUUAUGCGUCGUAGGCGACUUUAAAGGGGUCAGUCAAUGUUCCUCUUAGAUCAGUAUUACGCCCCUCCAAGUUAUGCGCCGUAGACGACUGCCCAUGUUAGACGGCUAUGUAUAUAGCUCGUCAGUCGAAAUCGCCCAUGACCACAUUAACCAUCGUACCGGUAUAUGCUAAUUUUGAACUUGCUGCGGGUUCCGGAUAUGUUAGUAAUUUGUAGGUAUUUAAAAAAAAAACCAAAAAACAACUUAUGAUAAAUUUUCGUUUGGCCCACAUGUUACUGACAAAUAUAGAUCAUUGCCGGACUGGGGGUGGGGUGGGGGGGGGGGGCAUAAAUUUAAGUUCUACCAUGAGCACGAAUCUUUAAUUGUACAAAUUAUGUUUUCAGCCGCUGUGACGGAAGACCUAGAUCCAGUGAAAGCCGAAGCACUUAUACAAAAUAGACCCAAUUCCCCGCCACUGUUCAGUGUGUCAUCAAUCAGCUUAAAGAGCAAAAUAGGUAAAUCUCUACUACUACUAGACACUUACGAUGACAGUCUUGUCCAUUCUAUUUGGGGAGCUUUAUUCAACAUAUAUUACACAGUAAAAGCUUGUGUGUUUUCGUUUAAAUCCUUUAUAAUUUAUAUUAACUUCGCUUUUUUUUCGUGUUUCUUUCUGGCUGGGUGUGUGACAAAAAUCUUCGGACGGCUAAUUGACCCACAUCCCGUCAACCUAUCGAGCUGAAAGUUGGCACAUAGCCUCGUUGCCAAUGACAACACUUCUUUCAAAAUUUGGUUUCUCGGUGCCAAAAACUGGGAUAGUUUCUCCUUGAUGGUCAGCUCAAUGAUCAACCCUUGGGAUGGUUUGUUCGCUAUGGUCAUCUGCAUGCCAACAUCUGGGAGUUCCAGAAGAAAAUCUGAUAUUUUUAAGAGAGAGAAAUAUGGUGAAGAGUUUCAAUGAAAAUUUUGAAACUAAAUCAUGAAAAACAUUUGUGAUGAAUUUGUUUUGGGGGGAGGGGGUGUUGGCAUUAUAGAAAGAAGUUACAAUUACGUGAAAAUGUUGAAAAACUAAAAGGGUGCUAUAAUAUCAGCAGGUAGCCUAUACAGAAAUUGGUGCAUGUUUUAAAAAAUACAUUAAGUGUUUGUCCAUUUUCAUGUACAUGGAUUCACCAAAUUCUAUUACUGGCGUCAAUUGAAAAAUAACGUUACAUUACAAAAUGACAGCAUACUUGAUGUUUCAAAAAAUAUUGAUAAAGAUAAUUAAUUAACAUUUAAUUUUAAUAAAGAACUAACAAUAAUGGUAUGCCUACACUUUAUUGAAAGUAUAGGUUAGAAAAUAUCGAUCUACAUACCCCCACCCACCCACCAUUUUAUAGUUAUGUUCAUUAUUGAUUUAAUUGUUUCUAUUUUGAAGAAAAAAGUUGUUGUUUUUUGUUGUUGAUUUUUUUUUUUUUGGGGGGGGGGGGCGCUUCCUAACACAUUUUUUUUUUUUACCACGAACCUUCAAUUUGAUUAGACCAACUAUUUUUACCAGUGUUUCUUAACCUGGGUUCGAUUAAACCCCAGGGGUUCAGUGAAAAAAAAAAUUUUUUUUUUUUUUUUUUUUUUUUUUUUUUUUUGGGGGGGGGGGGCGCUUCCGAACACAUUAUUUGUUUAUACCACGAACCUUCAACUUGAUUAGACCAACUAAUUAUACCAGUGGUUCUUAACCUGGGUUCGAUUAAACCCCAGGGGUUCAGUGAGUCAGUCUCAGGGGUUCGGUGGAGGUCCCAAAAAAAAAAUAAAAAAUCAUAUUUUAUUUUUCCUAUUGAGAAGGGUAACGUGAAUGCGCAUGUGAAACUGUUGGGGUUCGGUACCUCAACAAGGUUAAGAACCACUGCAUUAUACACUAUCUGUCAUAAUUGAGUCCGAAAUGGCUUUAUUAUCACCAUCUGCACAUGGGGAACAGCUCAUAAAAUCCAUGCGCAAAAUUCGUUAAAAAGUUUGUUGUUAACAUCUUCAAUUUUAUAGUUUGAGUUCAAUUAAAAAAGUUUUAAUUUAAGGCUUUUUAAAUAAUUUAAGUUAAAGUAUUUGGGAAAACCGCACAAGUUGCCGUAAUGACUCCACAGAUGAAAAAGAGUUUUACAAGAAAGCAAAUGCGAACAGAUGUCCCAUCAAGAGGCCUUUAGAGUGGAAAAAUCUGAAAUAUCAUCCCAGCUGUUUUGAUAUGGCCAGUGAUUUGAACAGCGUCCGUAAGCAGAUAUCUCUCCAGGUCAACAUGUACCUAAACAGGUGAGAACUUACAUAGAUCUAAUAUUAAAAAAAAAUAUUGUAGAAUUUUACAUCCAGUGUUUAGGGGUGGACUGAAGCAGAAUGGGAUUAUCCAUAGGGCCUGGAGGCUCAGGUAUAUCAUCAGGGUGCGUUUUUCUUAGUGUUUUUUUACGUAGUUAUGCACCCCAUUGUUGGGUGUAGAAGCCGUAAGUUAUUUACAUCAACUUGGGGCAUUACAUAAAAAAAAUAUUAAAAAAAACUGUUAAAAUUGAAAAAUACUUUCAUACGCCAUACCGGACUUAUUAAUUGUUUAACAGUAAGUUUACUUCAACUUGACCUAACAUCAAAAAAAAUGUGCCUCUAAUGCUGUGACGAUUAGCCUAUCAAUCAACUCAAGAUAUAAUGAAAACUUGUAAUGUUAACCCGUUUCAAAAUAAUAUUAAUGGAAAGAAAUAAAACAAAUUAUUGUAUUGUCCUUCAUACACCGUACUGACAUUUCCCUCUCUUUACCAAGGUGUGCCAAGGUAGCGUGGUCCAGUGAGUUACCUGAUAAUUUGAGUAACAUACCGCGGCAUGCCGUCCUGGUCAAAUGGAAGUUAGCUCAUAACCUGCCCUGCUUCACAAUUGAGUGUGUUUAUACAGUUCUAGGAAGGUACAGUUGUUUAUAAAGAAACUAACUAUAAAGGUACAUUUGUUUAUAGAGUACUAACUAUGAAGGUACAGUUGUUAAUAAAGAAAGUAACUAGGAAGGUACCGUGGUUUAUAAAGUACUAUGAGACACAGAUGCUUUUACAGAAAAUGGGAGGUACACUAAUGGUACAGUUGUAUUUACAGUUUAUAGAUUGUUAUGCAAUUAAAAUGCUCAUUUCCUUUCAAAGCUUUCCAUUGAAACAGUUAUGUCUACACUCUUUCAUAUUAACUGAUUUUGUCAGUUUGUAGUGUCAUAUUAACUGAUUUUGUCAGUUUGUAGUGUCAUAUAAAAUGAUUUUGUCGGUUUGUAGUGUUUUAUAUUUUGAAAUGCUAUGAAAAAGCCACCUUCCAAAUGUAGGUUUGGAGAUAUCAGGAUCAUGGCCCAGCUCUCACCCAAUUCUGCCAUUGCCGUCUACUCAGACAUAACUACAGCCAAGGCGGUGGCCACAGUAGGCAUCGUUGGUUUUCAACAGUGUCCUCUGAUUGUCUCGUGGUUAUUCCCCGAGAUGUACAAAGACAGGUCAGUUAGAGAAGAUGCAGAAAUAAGGGAAUGGAAUUAUGUAUAAAUAAUUUGCAUGAACAUGUUCAAUAAAUGUGAGGAGUAAGAAAGGGAAGAAAAAAAAGGGGGGGGGGAACUUAAAUUUUCUUUAUAUUGUGGGGCGGCAUUUUAUCCAGCCAAGUGCAUAAUUUUUUUUCAUUGGAAGUAAAGCGGCAAAAAGCUUUGGCCGGCGACUGGUAUUACUAAACCUGGCUACGCCACUGAAUGAGAAUUACGGUAGUUUCUUUUAAUCUAAGGAUAAACUUGCAAUCCAACCAUUUUACUUGUAUUGUAUAGAUUUUAAAAAUUCCCUUGACAUGUCAACAAGAAUACUGCAUGUAUAUUAGAUGCCACUAGUUUAUGAUUCAAAAUUUUAAUGCACUUAAAAUCUCAAAUGUCUUCCUUUCCCAUGGGCUUGUAGAUAGAUGUUUGUCUAACAUUUUUUUGUUGUCCACAGCAUGAAAGAACAGCAUGACUGCAAUGAGUUGACAAUAACUGCCAAUGAGUAGUUAUUGUUUGUGCUAAUAUUUUCUUAUUUAUAUUAACAGUUGUCAACACACAAAAACCAGCCCAUAAGAGGCAAACUAAAUUAAAAAACAAAAACUCAGCCGAUACUGAUAUUCAGUUAAAAACCUGGCACUAAUCUGUGGCACACAAUUUAGUUAAAGAAAUUCUAUAAAUGUAUUUAUUUCUAAUGUCCUUCCCUUUAUUUAAUGAAAUAUAAGAAUGCAAACACAUAAUCUGGAUUUUCAGAUUUCAACUGGUCAAAAGCAUUGGCAACUUUCAUCGUCCAACCACAGAAGAAGUCUUCGCUAACCAUUUCCGCCAACAGCAAAAGAUUAUAAACACAUGUUUCCGACUUCACGCCCCGAACAUGUUUUAUGACCAUACAACCUACAGGCCAUAAAUACUGGUUUAAAAUCCGCAAUUGAAAACAUAUUGAUUGGUUUUAUAUAUGACAUCAUAUUACAUAAACAUUGGAGGUCCUUAAAAAAGACAAAUCAUUUUAUGUCAACAACAUUACAAAGGCACGUAUUUGUCUUAUUUUUAAAAUAAUGUCACGAUUUUUCUUGGAUUUGGCAGAUUUUUUCCCCCACGCUAUACUAUAGAUUUACACUUACGGGAUUAAGAUGUAGGCCUUAUAUUUUUUUUAUUGAUCAGAUAGAGUGAAUAUAAAUUUAAUUAAUUUUGCACCUAAUUACGAAAUAUGCUAGACACAAGAAUUUUAUAGAGGGGAAAAAAAUUACAAUUUGAGGCUACAGCACAAAAUUGUUACAACACCC